UAGGGUCAUGCACCAGUUGCAGAAAGGUGGGGACAUUUCCUGACGCCUUUGCAACACUGGGAAGUUGUCUUCAGGGAGGCUGGACCCCAUCCUGAGCACCAACCCAAGAAAGUAAAGGCCGGGAGCUGCCCUGCUGGCGGAGAGCCCUGCACUUUCUCCCUGCUCCUGCCAGCGCUCACAGCCUCCUGGUUUGCACCUGACCAUGUCCCUGGCUGAGGCCAUCAGCCUCUGGAAUGAAGGGGUGCUGGCAGCUGACAAAAAGGACUGGAAGGGAGCCCUGGACGCCUUCACCGCCGUCCAGGACCCCCACUCCAGGAUUUGUUUCAACAUCGGCUGUGUGCACACAAUCCUGGAAAACAUGCGGGAGGCAGAGAAGGCCUUCUCUAGAAGCAUUAACCGAGACAAGCAUUUGGCGGUGGCCUACUUCCAACGAGGGAUGCUCUACUACCAGAUGGAGAAAUACGACUCAGCUAUAAAAGACCUUAAAGAGGCUUUGACUCAGCUUCGAGGGAACCAGCUGAUAGAUUACAAGAUCCUGGGGCUACAGUUCAAGCUGUUUGCCUGUGAGGUGUUAUAUAACGUCGCUUUCAUGUACGCCAAGAAGGAGGAAUGGAAAAAGGCUGAAGAGCAUUUAGCAUUGGCUACGAGCAUGAAGUCUGAGCCGAGACAUUCCAAAAUUGACAAAGCCCUGGAAUGUGUUUGGAAACAGAAGCUGUAUGAGCCAGUGGUGAUCCCAGUGGGCAGGCUGUUUCGACCAAAUGAGAGGCAAGUGGCUCAACUGGCCAAGAAGGAUUACCUAGGCAAGGCGACGGUGGUGGCGUCUGUGGUGGACCAGGACAGUUUCUCGGGCUUUGCUCCUCUGCAGCCUCAGGCGGCUGAGCCUCCACCCAGACCCAAAACGCCGGAGAUCUUCAGGGCUCUGGAAGGGGAGGCCCACCGCGUGCUGUUCGGGUUUGUGCCUGAGACACCGGAGGAGCUCCAGGUCAUGCCGGGGAAUAUUGUCUUCGUGUUGAAGAAGGGCAAUGACAACUGGGCUACGGUCAUGUUCAAUGGGCAGAAGGGGCUUGUGCCCUGCAACUACCUUGAACCAGUGGAGCUGCGGAUCCAUCCUCAGCAGCAGCCCCAGGAGGAAACCUCCCCCGAGUCUGAUAUCCCCUCUCCUCCGAGUUCCAGUGCUCCUGGAAGACCGCCGUGGUCACCAGGUCAGAAAGAAAAAGAAGAGCCCAAGGAAAUAAAGCUCAGAGUCCCCAUGCCCUACACACUCAAGGUGCAUUACAAGUACACGGUGCUCAUGGAGACUCAGCCCGGACUCCCCUACAGCCAGGUCCGGGACCUGGUGUCCAAGAAGCUGGAGCUCCUGCCAGAGCACACGAAGCUAAGCUAUCGGCCACAGGACAGCAAUGAGCUGGUGCCCCUUUCAGAAGACAGCAUGAAGGAUGCCUGGGGCCAAGUGAAAAACUACUGCCUGACUCUGUGGUGUGAGAACACGGUGGGUGACCAAGGCUUUCCAGAUGAACCCAAGGAAAGUGAACACUCUGAUGCUAAAAACCAGAAACCGGAACUUCAGCUUAAGGAAGGGAGCAAAGUGGUAGCCCUCUUCAAUUACGAGGCCACCCAACCAGAAGACCUGGAGUUUCUGGAAGGAGACAUCAUCCAGGUUAUAUCAAUGUUGAAUGAAGAAUGGCUGGAAGGGGAGUGCAAAGGGAACAUUGGCAUUUUCCCCAAGGCGUUUGUUGAAGAACGUGCCGCUACAGACCUGGAAAGCACUGCUAGAGGAGUCUAGGAUGUUUCACAGCAGACGAAGUUGAAGAAGAGACUAUGUCACUUGUAAGUUUUAGAAUGCCUCUGCAGUACACUGUCCUGAGAUCAUUACGGUUCUGAAGUGUUAACUCAUCCAUUUUCCCUGUUGAAAUGCAACCUAUUAGACAACGAUGAGAGAA
This is a messenger RNA of Rhinolophus ferrumequinum (greater horseshoe bat), 1940 nucleotides long. RefSeq names its product neutrophil cytosolic factor 2 (gene NCF2). Gene Ontology annotation, molecular function: protein binding; superoxide-generating NADPH oxidase activator activity. NCBI's taxonomy places the organism in Eukaryota, Metazoa, Chordata, Mammalia, Chiroptera, Rhinolophidae. The record is from RefSeq and is a predicted model, not a curated record. Gene Ontology annotation, biological process: superoxide anion generation. The coding region runs from base 203 to 1783 and encodes 526 amino acids. The transcript has 15 exons.